Messenger RNA from Menidia menidia (Atlantic silverside), 1462 nucleotides. The record is from the annotation of a GenBank genome assembly. Lineage: Eukaryota; Metazoa; Chordata; Actinopteri; Atheriniformes; Atherinopsidae.
CCUCCCCGUCCGCGGGCCUCUGCUGGCCCGCCGACGCCUCCGUCGUCGCCCCCGGCCGGUUGGCCGCCUGCCCUUCCGACGUAUUAGGCAUUGGACCGGCGGUCGCUCGACGGGUGACCGAGGCUGGCUUGAGGGGGGGGACGACGAGGAGGCGUUCGUCUCCUCUAGAGAUUAAAAGGACCGUCUCCGCGGAGAUGAGAGGAAAGAUGGAGGUGUAGUGGUAGUAAACACCUCACGCAGAGGAUGUUCGAAAAGGGACGACCAUGACGGAGAAGCUGGUGAUUAUCGACACGGACUGUGGCAUAGAUGACGCCCAGGCCAUAAUGAUGGCCCUGGCAGCUCCUGAUGUGGAGAUCCUGGGCCUGACGUGCGUGUUUGGAAACACAACGGUGGACAACGUUUGUCAGAACGUUCUGAGGGUGCUCUCCGUCUGUGAGCGUGAGGGGAUUCCAGUGUUUCGGGGCUCGGCUGGUCCUCUGGUUGGAGUUAGUAAUCCAACCAGCGACCACUUUGGAGGGGAUGGACUCGGGGAUGUGCUGGACGAUAAAGACCCCCGGUGGGAGGAGAAGAUCCAGAGAGAGCACGCGGUCAGCGUGAUGAUCAGACUGGCGUCCGAGCACCAGAAGCAGGUCUCCUUGGUGGCCCUCGGCCCGCUCACUAAUCUGGCACUGGCCCUCAGAAUGGAUCCAGGUUUCCCCCAAAAGCUCAAAGGCUUGUACAUAAUGGGGGGCAACAUGGAAGGAAAAGGGAAUGUGACACUCUGUGCGGAGUUUAACUUUGCCAAGGAUCCAGAGUCCGCUUAUGUCGUCCUGGAAGAAUUCCUCUGCCCUACUUACAUCGCGUCGUGGGAGUACGCCUGCAGAAAUUCCCUGCCAUGGGAGUUCUUCGAGGAGCUGACCAAUCAGGAUGCCCCGGCGGCACGUUUCAUGAAGAGGAUAACUUCUAAAUGCUGGGCCUACUCCAGCGAGGCUAUGGCGAGCAAGAGGGACGUGCACUUUGGGCCCGGCUUCGUCUCGUACGACGCCUACGCAAUGGCGGCGUUCAUCGACGGCAGCGUGCCGACGGAGAGCGUGGAGUGUGCGGUUCGGGUGGAGCUGCGGGGUUCCGUCACGUGCGGCAUGAUGGUGUUGGAUCGCACAAACUACCUGAAGAAGAGCCACACGGUGUCUGUGCUGACCAAAUGUGAUACGGCCAAGUUUAGUCGGCUCCUGAUGGAGUCCCUCAGGCAACCUCGUAACAAAGUUUGACGAUUUCAAAAUGAGUAUCAGUUGAUGGUGUGCCAAGGCACAAGAGCUUUUACUAACCAAUCAACAACAGAAAAAAAUAUGUAAACCAUGUAGAAAGAAUGGAAUAGUAGCAACUAUUUUUUAGACUAAAUAACCUCACAUGAAGAUUUUUUUCUUAGUGUCACUGUUUUAUGUGUUGUCUGUGAAGUAUUUUGCUUGAUUAAAAACUGAAUAUG